This is a messenger RNA of Adineta steineri, 2382 nucleotides long. The record is from the annotation of a GenBank genome assembly. NCBI's taxonomy places the organism in Eukaryota, Metazoa, Rotifera, Eurotatoria, Adinetida, Adinetidae.
AUGUCUUCAGAAGACGGCACUGAUUUAGAAGCUAGAAUCAGUUCAUUAACUACUGCUGAUUGUAAUCAAGAAAAUAUAUUCAUUAUAUGCUACAACUUUAAUAAUGCUGACAAAAUUAAGGAAGAUCUUUUGGCUGUCGAUAAAGCCGUUACUUUCUGUACUGAUAUAGAUUUAUGUGUUGAAGAAAUUAAAUCAAAAAAGAAGGAAAAGAUUUUUCUUAUCAUAUCAGCUACAGAUGCAUGCAAAAUUCUUCCCGAGAUUGCCACUCUGUCUCAAUUAAAUUCCGUUUUUAUUUGGCCAGAAAAUCAAGAUGAAUGUAAACGUUUAAUUGAUGAUUAUUGUGAAGUACGUAUUUGUAACAAUUCGAACGACGUUAUAAAAUCAAUAAAUGAAAAAAUCAAGUGCAUCGGCAAGCCGUUGGAAUGCGUUUCAUUUUAUGACCAACAUCAAAAAAGCACUCGUAUUCUACCGACACAGUCAGGAGAACAUCUGUGGUUUCAAUUAUUUCAUGAAGUUAUCGGGCAUUUACCACAUGAUAAUGAAGCAAAAAAAGAAAUGUUAAGUGUUUGUCGAGAAUACUAUCGAAAUAAUCCUCGAUACCUUAACGAUAUUGACAAAUUCGAUGAAAACUAUGACACUAAUGAAUGUAUUCGGUGGUACACAAAGAACACAUUUGUAUACAGAAUGAUCAACAAAGCCCUACGAACAGAAGAUAUCGAACAACUUUAUCGAUUUCGUUUCUAUAUUGCUGAUCUUUCAAAACAUCUUGCACAAGAAUAUAAGAAGAUGAAGAAUCGAAAUAUAGAGAAAAUGGUACUAUAUCACGGUGCAUCUUUAAAGAAAGAAGAAUUAGAGAUUCUAAAAUUGAUGAAAGGAAAAAUUUUUGCAACUAAUGGCUAUUGGUCUACGAGUCUUGAUCGUUCGUGCGCAGUUGAAUUUUCUCAAAGUGAUCCCGAUGCUAUACCGGUCUUAUUUGAAAUCAAAUGGAAUUUACAUGAUUGCAACGAUUCGAUUAUUUUCGCUGAUAUAUCUCAUUUAAGUGAAUUCGAUGAAAAAGAACAUUUAGUUGAUGCAGAUUCAAUUUUCCAAAUUGAAAAAAUUGAGGAAGAAAUAGUCGAUAACGUCAAGUUAGAUGUAUUUUACCUGAAAGCAAGUGGAGAAGGACAAGAACUUGCCAAACAAUAUAUAGAGGAAUACAGACAGGAAAUGAAGUAUGAAAGUCCGAGAAUAAUGCUUGGAAUAUUGUUAAAAAGAAUAGGGAAAUUUGACCAGUCGUUAGACUAUUUUAAGGAACUUUUGAAAAAUCCAGGGAAAGAGAAACUAUCUCGUAUUCAUCAUCGAAUUGGUAUUGCUUUGACACAUCGAGAUGAAUGUCCUCUAGCUUUAGAACAUUUAAAGAAAGCAUAUGAUCUGAGUUUGGAGGUAGAUCAAUCAGAUGAAAUAAAUCUAGCUCGUUUAUAUCAUGAUAAAGGUUUAGUUUUUAAGACGCAAGGAAAGUUUUCCCAAGCUCUACAGUGGCACUGGAAAGCCAUACACAUCAUCGGAGAAACUCAUAUUCUCAAGAAUCGUCUCAGUGCAGAUAUAUACAGUAGUAUUGGACAUUAUUAUUUAUGUAAAAAAGAUUAUGUAGAAGCGGACUGCUGUUAUCAAAAGGCAUUAGAAAUAAGACAAUCAUGUUUACCUCUUAAUCAUGCUCACCAUGCUUUCAGUUAUAUUAAUUUAUCUAAAAAGUAUAACUCGGAAGGAAACUAUAAGAAAGCGCUUGACUAUAAUCUUAGAGCAUUGGAACUGCGACAAAAAUGUUUGUUACCCGAUCAUCUUAAUAUUGCUUCGAGUCUGCAUCACGUAGGUAAAAUGUAUUAUAAAAACAAGGAUUCAGACAAGGCAUUGGAUUAUUAUUGGAAAUCACUUGAAAUGACAAAAAAAUGUUUACCGCCUCCACAACAGCGUACGGUUCCUGGCAUUCUGGAAGACAUCGCAUCCAUCUACGAAGAUGAUCCCAAGCAAUCACUGGAAUAUCGAUUAGAAGCACUGGCUGUUCUAAAGACUCUCAAGUCUAUUAACUAUGAAUAUCUAGUUCGUACUAUCGAUAAGAUUGCCUGCACAUACAAACGUAUGAAUAAUAUGGAAGAUUCUCUCAAAUAUUAUGAAGAGGCUAUAUGCAUACGCGAAAAAGAAUUACCCAGAGAUAAAUUCCAUUUAGCAGAAAAUCUCGAUAAUUUAGCUUUCGUAUACGAACGAAUGCGUAAGCCAAUACAAGCAUUAGAUUGCUAUAACAAAAUAAUGACUAUGUGCACCGAGUCUUACCAUUCUUAUCAUCGGCUUUGUAUAAAAACCAUUAAAAAUAUCAAACGAAUCAAACAAAAAAUGAAGAAGAUAUAG